AUGGUCAUACCACUGCAGGGGCUGCCGAGCAAGCAGCCCUACAGAAUACUUCUCGGCCUUGGGGUCUUUGUCUCCAUCGCCUUUGUCCUCUCACGACUUUUUCCCGGCUCAGAAGACCUACUCGCUACCGGCACCCUUCACGACUCGCCCGAGGUUCACGAGCUCUGCGCCGCGCAUGGCUUCACACCAUAUCCUGCCGUGACUGGCGGGGCGCGUCGCAAAAUCUCUGACCUCACGAUGAUCAACACAGAACUCGACUGUCUCGAGAUUCGAAUAGACUCGCUUUACAAUGAAGUCGCUCUCUUCAUAAUCGUAGAGUCACCGAAGACCUUUCACGGCUACGACAAGCCGCUGCUAGCAAAGGAGAACUGGAGCCGCUUUACCAAGUACCACGACAAGAUGCUCUACCACGAGCUCGAAUUCCCGGGUGGCUUCCGUUCACAGCGCACCUGGGACUUUGAGUACUUCCAGCGUGACGCCAGCUACGAACAGGUUUUCCCCAAACUGGUCGGUACCGAUCCGCGCGCCCCACGACUGGGCGACGUCAUGGUUGUCGCCGACGUGGAUGAGAUUCCACGACCAGAGACGCUCCGCGUCCUCCGCGCCUGCAACUUCCCACGCCGCCUGACUCUGUACACACGCUUCUUUUAUAACUCAUUCCAAUUCCAGAGCAUUGGCCCUGAGUGGCACCACCCGCAGGCGACGUACUAUGAUGGGCAGCGUACGCUGACGCCCAAUAGCCUACGCGGCAGUCGCGGCAGCAACUUCAUCUCACGCUGGCUGGAGUCGGGAAAAUUUGCCAACUCAGGCUGGCACUGUAGUAGCUGCUUUGAUUCGGUUGAACUAUAUCUGAAUAAAAUGGCGAGCUUCUCGCACAAGUGGAUGAACGGCGACAAGUUCCGAGACCGCGAUCACAUAGCUGACGCCGUCCGCGAGGGUAUUGAUAUAUGGGGGCGUAAAGGCAAUAAAUUUGAGCUGUUACAAGAUAAUGAAGACUUGCCGCCGAUAAUCAGAGAGGAUGAGCGAUUCAUGUAUCUGAAGGAUCGCAGCGGCAAGUCGGCAGGAAUGAAAGACUACCCGUGA
Molecule: messenger RNA, 1083 nt
Organism: Akanthomyces muscarius
Lineage: Eukaryota; Fungi; Ascomycota; Sordariomycetes; Hypocreales; Cordycipitaceae
Exons: 1
Coding region: 1-1083 (360 amino acids)
Biological process (GO): protein N-linked glycosylation; N-acetylglucosamine metabolic process
Cellular component (GO): membrane
Molecular function (GO): beta-1,4-mannosylglycoprotein 4-beta-N-acetylglucosaminyltransferase activity
Source: RefSeq, a predicted model, not a curated record